CGCCGCCGCCGCCGCCGCCGCCGAAGCAGCAGAACCACCAGCAGGGAGGGGCCGCGGCUUUGGCCUCGGAUGAGAACAAGACGAUCUGGGUGGGGGAUCUCCAUUACUGGAUGGACGAGAGCUAUCUCCACAGCUGCUUCGGCCACACCGGCGAGGUUGUCUCCAUUAAAGUUAUUCGCAAUAAGAAGACUGGACAAUCAGAGGGAUAUGGAUUUGUGGAGUUCUUCUCACAUGCAGCAGCUGAGAAAGUACUUCAGAACUUCAAUGGCUAUGCAAUGCCUAACACAGAACAGCUUUUUCGGUUGAACUGGGCAUCGUUUAGCAUGGGUGAUAAACGUUCAGAUGCUUCUUCUGAUCAUUCUCUAUUUGUUGGUGAUUUAGCUUCUGAUGUGACUGAUGCCAUUUUGCAAGAAACUUUUGCUAGUAGGUAUUCAUCAGUAAAAGGUGCAAAAGUUGUUAUUGAUGCCAAUACUGGCCGUUCAAAGGGUUAUGGGUUUGUAAGGUUUGGAGAUGAUAAUGAGAAAACACAUGCCAUGACUGAAAUGAAUGGUGUAUUUUGCUCUACUAGGCCCAUGCGCCUUGGUCUUGCAACUCCUAGAAAGUGUUCUGGUGGUUUUGGGUCCAAUUGUGCUUCUGCACAAAGCUUCCAGUCAAAUGGAGAUCCAACUAACACAACAGUUUUUGUUGGAGGGCUUGACCCAAAUGUCAGUGAAGAAGAUUUGAAGCAAGCCUUUUCUCAAUAUGGUGAGCUUGCCUCUGUCAAAAUUCCAGUUGGGAAGCAAUGUGGUUUUGUGCAAUUUGUCCACAGAAACAAUGCUGAAGAAGCAUUGCAACAGUUAAAUGGAACGGCAAUUGGGAAGCAGGUGGUUCGCCUUUCAUGGGGUCGCAACCCUACAAAUAAACAGUUGAGAACUGAUCCUGGCAGUCAUUGGAAUGGUGCAUACUAUGGAGGACAGGUUUACAAUGGAUAUGGUUAUGUCUUACCAGCUCAUGAUCCGAGAAUGUAUGCUGCAGCAUAUGGGGCUUAUGCAUUGUACGGUAAUCAACAGCAAGUAAGACUAAAAAAAAAAAAAAAAAAAACAAGAGAGAGACUUGUUGUUGGAUCUGGCAAGGCUUUACUGAGUUAUGUGGAAACCGGCUUAGUUUUAGCAACUGAUAAAGAGCAGAAGAUUGUGAGUAAGUUGGCAUAAAAUACCUCCUAUGUUUUGUGCGUUCUUGUGAGCAACAGUUUUUACCUAAGGUCUCUAUGGUCAUUUAAGAUUCUAUCCGAACUAAUCUUGCAAAUUUUGUCUGCUAGCUGUAAGAAAGGGGAAAAACCUAGUUUGUUGCUGUGUGGAAAUGGUUGUGUUAUUCAUUUAGGGUACAAUUAAUAUUUUAUAAUCAGCUUAUGGGCUUCUAAGUUCUUAUAUUUUUC
Molecule: messenger RNA, 1414 nt
Organism: Elaeis guineensis (African oil palm)
Lineage: Eukaryota; Viridiplantae; Streptophyta; Magnoliopsida; Arecales; Arecaceae
Product: polyadenylate-binding protein RBP47
Cellular component (GO): cytosol
Molecular function (GO): mRNA binding
Source: RefSeq, a predicted model, not a curated record